Molecule: messenger RNA, 1053 nt
Organism: Opisthocomus hoazin
Lineage: Eukaryota; Metazoa; Chordata; Aves; Opisthocomiformes; Opisthocomidae
Gene: TNMD
Product: tenomodulin
Biological process (GO): negative regulation of angiogenesis; negative regulation of endothelial cell proliferation
Source: RefSeq, a predicted model, not a curated record
AUGGGAGGGGAGAGCCCAGAGGACUGCCGCUUUCUGGACGCGGAAGCAUCCAAGACGGGAAAGAAGACCUGCACCAGAUACCGGGUCUGCGGGUUGCUCUUCGGCGUGCUGCUCGUUUCUCUUAUUCUGAUGUUUUUCGGUGUCAAAUAUCUCUGGAACCCAACAGCCAGAAAAGUCUACGACAUGGAGCACACGUUCUUCAGCCACGGCGAGAAGAAGAAGAUUGUGAUGGAGAUCGACCCGCUGGCCAGGACGGAGACCUUCAGGAGCGGGAACGGCAGUGAGGAAAUCCUGGAGAUCCAUGACUUCAAAAACGGAAUAACUGGCAUCUUCUUCGUGGGACUUCAAAAAUGUUUCAUCAAAACUCAGACUAAAGUCCUACCUGAGACGACAGAGGCCAAGAUCCCUGAGCUUGAGGGAGAAGAAAUCACGACCACCUACUUUGAGCAGUCUGUGGUCUGGGUGCCUGGGGAAAAGCCCAUUCAGAACAAGGAGUUCCUGAAGAGCUCCAAAAUUUUUGACAUCUGCAGAAAUGUGACCAUCUACUGGAUCCACCCCACACCGAUAGCAGCUCCUGAGCUGGUCAGCCUUGAAGGGGCAGAAGAAGAAGACCCUGAGCUACUCGUAGACGACCAGAGCUGGUUGGACAGGGGGAGUGAACAUGAGGUAGAGAAGAAUGCGCAGCCAGGGCCCAAGCGUCGGGCACGGCAGCUCACCGAAGAGGAUCUGCCCGUCAACGACUACUCGGAGAACGGGCUGGAGUUCCACCCCUCGUGGGAUGAGCAAGGCUACUGCUGCGCCCAAUGGGAUGUUCAGACAUGGCGGGGACGUGUGACACCCACCCGGCCACAGCUGCUGCAGGAACCCGGAGCCCUGGGUCCAGCCAGCGGUGCUUGUGUCCUGGCUCAGUGGCUCCGGCCGGGUCACCAAGGCACAUUGAACACCUUUGCCAGGACAGUGGUGUCCCAGGUCCGCCUGGCAUCUCCCCCAGCACUUGCCCGUACCUCCAGGACAUCACUGGUGUCUCUCCAGAUAAAGCGAGGUGUCUACUGA